Aureobasidium pullulans EXF-150 is the source of this 1720-nucleotide messenger RNA. RefSeq lists its product as uncharacterized. Gene Ontology annotation, cellular component: actin cortical patch. The record is from RefSeq and is a predicted model, not a curated record. The coding region runs from base 185 to 1567 and encodes 460 amino acids. Gene Ontology annotation, molecular function: phosphatidate phosphatase activity. The transcript has 2 exons. Lineage: Eukaryota; Fungi; Ascomycota; Dothideomycetes; Dothideales; Saccotheciaceae.
AUUGACAUGAUCCACUCAAUGUAGGUCGCCGAGGCCACAUGUUGCCGCAUCAUGCCUCUCCUGCCUCAUGAGCGAUGCUCAUAAUCUUGGCUUGUCGCUGCCUGCUCUUUCCCUUUUCUUCAAACACUGCGACAUGCGACUGCAUGUUCCUCAUCUGCCCGUCUUCUGAUUCCCUUCCCCUCCUAUGACUCCUAACAACAGCUUGUUACAUAACCCCAUCAUGAGCUCUCUGGAAACAUACCUGCGCCCUGCGCUGCAAACUGCUCAGGACGCUCUCGUCACCGUCGUCGAUAGCUUCCAGCUUCGCAAAGACGCGCCCUUCUCACCCGACAUCCCCAAGGAGCUUCUCGAAUCUAUGCCUGAUCUGUCCGGCCGUCUUCUCCUGACUUUUCCAUGGACCAAGCCCAGACCUGUAGAUCCCACACAGCACAGUGUCUGGAUUCUGGACAAUACUGCUUACCGCGUUCAACCUGGGCAAGACAAGAAGGUCAACAAGCACAAGGCCGACCCUGUCCUCGAAGCCUCUCCCGAUGAGCCGUUCCCUCCACCACGAUGGGAAGUAGAGUACGUCGCCGCCUACUUCUCGCGCGAGACCUGCCGCGAUGCAUCGCACGUUAUUGCCGACAUUGCUCGCCUGGUUGGUCUCGCCAGAGGGUCAGCGAGUGAAGAAGAGGGUUUGGGCGAACUCAAGGACAAGCUCGACAUUACGCCCAUCAAGAAGCGGUUGGAGCCUUUUCUCAAUCCGAUCCUUCCUCGUCACACCAUCCGCGUCAACAUCGGCGACGUCGAAACACAGACACUGGGACCCUCGACUUCAUCAGGCAUUUCGUCUGAUCUGCUCCGCUUGCAUUUCGAUGCGCCAGCUGGUACACAGCUCACCACCACGGCUGACAUAGACUCGCCGCCUUGUUGGGCUGUUCCUGGUCGCACUGUUCUGGCUGAGCCUACUGGUUGGGGAGUCAUCUCGGACAUUGACGACACGAUCAAGAUCACUGGAACACUUUCGCCCGUCGCUGUACUCAAGUCCACAUUCAUCGAUACGCCGACACCUGUUGCAGGAAUGCCCGAACUUUACACCGACUUGGUCAAGCUCCUAGCUGAUCCCAUCUUCUUCUACCUUUCUGGCUCUCCCUACAACCUGUAUCCAUUUUUGCGCAGCUUCCGCAAGGAGCACUUCCCGGAUGGAACCAUGAUCCUGCGCGAUGCUUCCUGGCAAAAUCUGGGUGGUCUCAUCAGCAGUCUGUCAGUCGACGUCAAGACAUACAAGGUGGACAGGCUUGAGAAGAUGCACACAUGGUUCCCUGAUCGCCAGUUCUUCUGCAUCGGAGAUAGCACUCAGAAAGAUCCAGAGUCCUACGGCGAGAUUGCAAGACGUCAUGCUGGCUGGAUCAAGGCCAUCUAUAUCCGACGCGUGGCAGAUGAGAAUGACAUCCAAGGAGCGCUGGACCCUGACAGAAAUUCGAACAAGCGUUUCGAGACAGCUUUCAAAGGAUUAGAUGAGAAGAUGUGGCUUGUCUUUGACGACGCUGAUGAGGUGAGGAGGGAUGUUCAGUUGUUGACAAGGUGAUCGAUUUGUGGGCGUGCUGUUUGGUGAGGGCUUUUCUUGAUGCGUCUGAAUCAUUAUCGAAUAUGAUUACAACUUCCAAACAAUUCUUACAGGUCCUUCUUACCACCAAGUCCCAGUGUCGUCUUCAUUUCUCAUUUAUUAGAGUAUUCAACC